Messenger RNA from Colletotrichum navitas, 552 nucleotides. RefSeq lists its product as uncharacterized. Lineage: Eukaryota; Fungi; Ascomycota; Sordariomycetes; Glomerellales; Glomerellaceae. Gene Ontology annotation, cellular component: mitochondrion; Cbp3p-Cbp6 complex. Bases 6 to 506 code for a protein of 166 amino acids. The record is from RefSeq and is a predicted model, not a curated record. Gene Ontology annotation, biological process: mitochondrial respiratory chain complex III assembly. Gene Ontology annotation, molecular function: ribosome binding. The transcript has a single exon.
CCACCAUGGCACGCACAACGAGCGUAUGUUCCUCCCCUUCACUCUCUGCUCGCCCCUCGCCCUUCGCCCACACCUCUCGUCAUGUCACUAACACGUCCUUCUCCCUUUCGCAGCAAGCGUAUAGGCACUUUCGCACCGCCCUUGCCCUGUGGCCCAAGGACAACCUCCGCCCUGAGACCCAGUUCAAAGAGAUCAUCCAGAGAGGCGUCGAGAGGAGGUACACAGCGCCCAACGUCGACGAGGCAAACGAGCUCAAGCAGGCGAAUGCGCUAUUCGCCCUGGCUAAUGACCGCUUCAAGAAGAGGGUAAGCGACAAACGCCUCGCUCUACUCGUACCCCCCAAUCCAUCUGACCAAUCUCAGUUCCCCCUCAAUGGCCAACUUCUCAAGCCCGCGAGCCAGCCGACCUACUUCCAAGACCUAUUAAGAGAGCUCGAGGAGGCCCCUACCAGAGGAUGGUUGAAGAACAUGUCCAAGAAAUUGUCGGGCAUGUUCCGGUUCGAAUAACCGAUCAGGGGCACGAAACACACACACACACACACACACACACACA